Messenger RNA from Rattus norvegicus (Norway rat), 2814 nucleotides. It is a transcript of the gene Zfp945l1, whose product is annotated as zinc finger protein 945 like 1. The record is from RefSeq and is a predicted model, not a curated record. NCBI's taxonomy places the organism in Eukaryota, Metazoa, Chordata, Mammalia, Rodentia, Muridae. Gene Ontology annotation, cellular component: nucleus. Gene Ontology annotation, biological process: regulation of DNA-templated transcription.
CAAAACCAAAACAAACAAACAGACAAACCCUCACUAUCACACAUCAGGGUGAGGCAUCCUACCAGAUUCUGUUCUGGCCUAGCUGGCAGCAAGCUUGCUUGGUGGAGCCCUGCAGAGCAGGUCUAGGGCAGCAUGCCUGAGAUUGAGUUGUGAGGACCUGAUUCCCUGGGGAGGGGUGGGGAUACCGUAAGGAGUGGCAGCAAAAAGUAAAAACCUGGCUAGGUUGUACAAAAACAUUUAAGGAAGAGAAAGCUUCCGGUUUAAAGUGUUUAGAGGAACCACAUGACCGGAACCAGGCUGUGGUAGGCGGGUCUAGGAGAGAUAUUCCAAACAUCCAGGUGAGAGUGACAGGAAAUCCCACCAUUCCUCUUGCUCCGUGAGUGGUUCCUAAUCCCCAACUAGGCGUCUUAGUUCUCUCUGAUCCCGAGAAACUCUACUCAAAUCUGGUUUCCUGGAUGCGGUCCUGGAGAGUGCAGCAGCGGGAACCGCAACCCUGCGGCCCUGGAACCUCCCAGUUCUGGGUGCUUUCUGAAGACUCUUCCCCAUAUGCAGAGAUCACACUCUUCAGACAGCCUCGGUCACCUGUGUAUCUGAACUAAGAGCCCUGGAUGAUGAAGAGAGGAAACUGUAGCAAAGGAUCCAGAUCUCAGCCAGAUCUGCUUACCUGUGAAUCAGAACUAAGAGCCCUGAAUGGUGAAGAGGGAAGGCAGUAGCCAAGGAUUCAGAAAUUUAAUGAAGAGCAACAAGAAGAAUGACUGCUUCUCUGGUAAAUGUGUCCAAGUGUCUGCUAACAUUCAGGGAUGUGGCUGUGGAGUUCUCAAUGGAGGAAUGGGAAUGUCUCAACUAUUCCCAGAAGACAUUGUAUAGAGAUGUGAUGAUGGAAAAUUACAACAAUCUACUCUUUGUGGAGAAUCACUGUAAAUAUAAGAAGGUAUUGGAUCAAGACCCGAAUUCUAUUGUCCAUAAUGUGAAUAUCUAUGAAAAGGCAUAUGAAUGUAAUGAGCUUGUCAAAAUGACUCAUGAAUCCUCCCAAGGUACACCUUUUAAAACUAAACAUAAAGAUGCAUCUCUUCAAAUAUCAACCCUAAAUAGACAAAAAAUUGGGAAUACUAGAGAUGAACCUUGCAAAUUUAAAGACUGUAUAAACUUUUUGAAUGUGUUUGUCAUUAGACAAAAUCAAAGAAUCUACAUAGGAGAGAAAGAACCAACCACCAUAGAGUAUGAAAAUCAUUAUAACUCAAAACAUGAAGUCAUGCUGAAACAAAGUAACAGUACUGGAAACAAACCGCACAUUUUCAGGAAAUAUGGGCAAUGCUUCAAGAUAUACUCAAGCUUCAGUAGAUAUCAGAACGAUCAUACUUCAGAGAAAUUCUAUAAAUGUAUAAAAUGUCGUAAAUCCUUUCUGCAUUUAUCACAGCUCAAAGUACAUUACAAAAUUCAUUAUAGAAAAUAUCCUUGCAAAUGUACAGCAUGUAGUAAGUGCUUUUAUCAUACAUUUGGCUUCAAAAGACAUUACAGCAUCCACCCUGAAGUAAAUACUUACAAAAGCAGUGAUUGUGACAAAUCCUUUAUCUACUACUCAAGUCUUAGAAAACAUCAGAAAAUUUUUGGAGGAGAGAGACACUAUGAAUGUAAUGAAGGUCUGAGGUCACUCUAUACAGUCUUUCAACCUGUGUACUAUUAUAUACCACAUAUAGGAGAGAAAGCUUACAAAUGUAGCGAAUGUGAGAAAUGCUUUACCCGGAAAUACCAUCUGACAGUCCACCAGAGAAUCCAUACAGGAGAGAAACCUUACAAAUGUGGUGAAUGUGACAAAUGCUUUACCCGGAAAUACCAUCUGACAGAUCAUCAGAGAAUUCAUACAGGAGAGAAACCUUACAAAUGUAGUGAAUGUAAGAAAUGCUUCACUCGGAAAUACCAUCUGACAGAUCAUCAGAGAAUUCAUACAGUAGAGAAACCUUAUAAAUGUAGUGAAUGUGGCAUGUCUUUUAUGAAGAAAUACCAUCUUAGAAGUCAUCAAAGUAUUCAUACAGGAGAAAAACCUUACAAUUGUAGUGAGUGUGACAAAGGCUUUACCUACAAAGGCCAUCUUAGAAGACAUCAGAAAAUUCAUACAGGUGAGAAACCUUACAAAUGUAGUGAAUGUGCCAAAUGCUUUACAGAGAACAGCAAACUUAGAAGACAUCAAAGAAUUCAUACAGGAGAGAAUCUUUACAAAUGUAGUGAAUGUGACAGAUGCUUUAUUGAGAACAACAAACUUAGAAGUCAUCAGAAAGUUCAUAUAGGAGAGAAACCAUACAAAUAUAGUGAAUAUGAUAAGUGCCUUACUCAGAAAGGCAGUCUUAGAAGUCAUCAAUUAAUUCAUACAGGAGAGAAACCUUACUGAUGCAAUAAAUGUGACAGAUCUGUUAGCUGGAAAUAUUAUCUUAUGGUUUAUGAAAGAAUUCAUACAUGAGAGAAACCUUACAAAUGUAGUGAAUGUGACAAAUGAUUUUCAGUAAAAGCUCUCUUAGAAAUCAUCAGAAAAACCAUACAGGAGAGAAACAUUACAGAUGAGGUGAAUGGACAAAUGUUUUACCAGAAAUGCCAUCUUAGAUGUCAUCAAAGAAUUCAUAUUGAAGAGAAACAUUUAUCAGAGACACGGUUGUUACUAAGAACAGUUAUUGCAAAGCAAGUGUAAAUAAAAGGCCUGUAAAAAGCUACAUCUGAAACCUGUUUGUAUUUUAAUUUGGAGUCUGCUCACAAAGCAAACCUGUUUGACUUUUUUAACAAGAGAUCUAGUGGUUUUAACUAAUAAAUUAAUCAUUAAACUAA